Suncus etruscus (white-toothed pygmy shrew) is the source of this 3835-nucleotide messenger RNA. It is a transcript of the gene RFX4, whose product is annotated as regulatory factor X4. Gene Ontology annotation, biological process: regulation of transcription by RNA polymerase II. The transcript is spliced from 18 exons. The coding region runs from base 292 to 2508 and encodes 738 amino acids. Gene Ontology annotation, molecular function: DNA-binding transcription factor activity, RNA polymerase II-specific; RNA polymerase II cis-regulatory region sequence-specific DNA binding. The record is from RefSeq and is a predicted model, not a curated record. Lineage: Eukaryota; Metazoa; Chordata; Mammalia; Eulipotyphla; Soricidae.
UUUUGACGGGUUUGGCUUGGCCCGGCUGGAUUACUGAGUGUCCCCUCGCUUGCUCUCUCUCUCUCUCUCUCUCCCCCUUAUCCGUUAGUUCCCUUGCUUGCUCUCCUCUUUUCUUUCUUCUUUCUCUUUCUUGUCCUUUGCUCUUGGCUCCUUUAUUUUGGUGGUUCUUCUCGCACGCUCUGUCUUCCCUUCUCCCCUUCUCAUUCCCUCACUCCCUGGGCAUCUCUAGCACAGGGGGAUCCCCAACCAGCAGGACUUUUGGGGGGCGCCUGUGCUGUCCAUGGGAAGAGCAUGCAUUGUGGGUUACUGGAGGAACCCGACAUGGAUUCCACAGAGAGCUGGAUUGAAAGAUGUCUCAAUGAAAGUGAAAACAAACGUUAUUCCAGCCACACAUCUCUGGGGAAUGUUUCUAAUGAUGAAAAUGAGGAAAAAGAAAAUAAUAGAGCAUCCAAGCCCCACUCCACUCCAGCUACUCUACAAUGGCUGGAGGAGAACUACGAGAUCGCAGAAGGGGUCUGCAUUCCUCGAAGUGCCCUCUAUAUGCACUACUUGGAUUUCUGUGAGAAGAACGACACCCAGCCUGUCAACGCCGCCAGCUUUGGGAAGAUCAUAAGGCAGCAGUUUCCUCAACUAACCACCAGAAGACUCGGCACCCGUGGACAGUCCAAGUACCAUUACUACGGCAUCGCGGUGAAAGAAAGUUCCCAGUAUUAUGAUGUGAUGUAUUCCAAGAAAGGAGCUGCUUGGGUGAGCGAGACGGGCAAGAAAGAAGUGAGCAAACAGACAGUGGCUUAUUCUCCGCGCUCCAAGCUUGGGACACUACUGCCAGAGUUUCCAAAUGUCAAAGAUCUCAACCUGCCAGCGAGUCUGCCAGAGGAGAAGGUUUCCACCUUCAUUAUGAUGUACAGAACACACUGUCAGCGGAUCCUGGACACUGUAAUAAGAGCCAACUUUGAUGAGGUUCAGAGUUUUCUCCUGCACUUUUGGCAAGGGAUGCCACCCCACAUGCUCCCGGUGCUCGGCUCCUCCACUGUGGUCAACAUCGUCGGCGUGUGCGACUCCAUCCUUUACAAAGCUAUCUCGGGGGUGCUGAUGCCCACCGUGCUGCAGGCGCUGCCCGACAGCUUAACUCAGGUGAUCCGAAAGUUUGCCAAGCAGUUGGACGAGUGGCUCAAGGUGGCUCUCCAUGACCUACCAGAAAAUCUGCGCAACAUCAAGUUUGAAUUGUCGAGAAGGUUCUCCCAAAUUCUACGGCGACAGACAUCUCUAAAUCAUCUCUGCCAGGCAUCUCGCACGGUGAUUCACAGUGCAGACAUCACGUUCCAGAUGCUGGAAGACUGGAGAAAUGUGGACCUCAACAGUAUCACCAAGCAGACGCUCUACACUAUGGAAGACUCCCGUGAUGAGCACCGCAAGCUCAUCAUCCAGUUGUACCAGGAGUUUGACCACCUCCUAGAGGAGCAGUCUCCCAUUGAGUCCUACAUCGAGUGGCUGGACACUAUGGUGGAUCGGUGUGUUGUGAAGGUGGCUGCCAAGCGACAAGGGUCCCUGAAGAAAGUAGCCCAGCAGUUCCUCCUAAUGUGGUCCUGCUUUGGUACUCGGGUCAUCCGGGACAUGACCUUGCACAGUGCUCCCAGCUUUGGGUCUUUUCACUUAAUCCACUUGAUGUUUGAUGACUAUGUGCUCUACCUGUUAGAAUCCCUGCACUGUCAGGAGAGGGCCAACGAGCUCAUGCGUGCCAUGAAGGGAGAAGGCAGCACUGCAGAAGUUCAGGAAGAGAUUAUUCUGACCGAGGCGGCCCCAGCCUCCCCUUCUCCAGUGCCAUCGUUCUCUCCAGUGAAACCUGCCACAUCUGUGGAAGUGGCACCUCCCUCCUCUCCUAUGAGCAACCCAUCCCCUGAGUACACCGGUCUCAGCAAUACAGUCUCUGCAGGCGCCAUGCAGUCCUACACAUGGUCUCUGACCUACACGGUGACCACGGCAGCCGGAUCCCCUGCAGAGAGCUCCCAGCAGCUGCCCUGUAUGAGAAGUACCCAUGUGCCUUCUUCCUCUGUCACCCACAGGAUCCCGGUCUACCCCCAUAGAGAAGAGCACGGGUAUACAGGAAGCUAUAACUAUGGCAGCUAUGGAAACCAGCACACUCAUCCAAUGCAGAGUCAGUACCCAGCCCUCCCUCAUGACACGGCCAUCUCGGGACCGCUCCACUAUGCUCCUUACCACAGGGGCUCUGCACAGUAUCCUUUUAAUAGCCCCUCUUCCCGGAUGGAACCUUGUUUGAUGAGCAGUACUCCCAGACUGCAUCCUACCCCAGUCACCCCCCGCUGGCCAGAGGUGCCCACAGCCAACACGUGCUACACAAGCCCGUCUGUGCAUUCCACGAGGUACGGAAACUCUAGUGACAUGUACACCCCCUUGACCACGCGCAGGAAUUCCGAGUACGAGCACAUGCAACACUUCCCUGGCUUUGCUUACAUCAAUGGAGAGGCCCCCACAGGAUGGGCUAAGUGACUGCUACCAUAGGAAUCCAUAUUUAAUAUUAAUAAUUAUUAAUAAUAAUAAUAAACCCAACAGCUACCCCUCUCCCCUGAAGACUUUCUCUCUCUCUACAUCGUAAUAUGUGGACUAUUCCUAGGUGUCCAUUUUCCUAAUGAAUGUGAGUCUGGGAUUCAGUGUGGGAUGAAUAAUCUUUAGUUCAGAAACAGGAUUCACCAAAAGUCCAUGAGAUUGGAUUCCUGUAGCCAAGCCAGACUUGGCAGUUUCAUAGAGCACUGUCCCCCAGCAGGCCAACCUGUGCCUUUUGGCUUUGCUUUGUGUUGACAACCACUCCCAGUAAGUUACUUCUUUUCCGGUUCACAAAAACUCUUUAGUCUUGAAGGAUGGGUACUAGAGAUGGAAUCUGGUGUGUGUUCUUGGAUAGGCAGAUAAUUUGCCAAGAGCACUCAGCUUGCCAUCUUUCAUCUUCCUGUACAAUAAGCAGCUCUCAGAUCUGCUACACAUUCCUUUUCCUGGUCAUGUCAUCACGACUUCCCAGAGCACCAGGGUGAAAUGGGGGUGUAAAAAAAACCUCCAGAUUCCAUUUCAUACUCAAGUCUGUCACAUUCCCUGCAUUGUCUUGGAGUGUAAGCACUGUGUAGAGGGAAAAAAAGAGGCCUGUUAAGUACGCAUUAAGUUAAUUGAGGUUUGUAGGGGACUGGUUCUUCUACAGCUAAGUUUGCUAAGCUAAGUUUGUUCUAAGUUUGCACAAUGGCCAGUGUCAGCAAAAGGCAGGAGAGGGGAUUGUAAAGUUGUGUGAGAAUGUGUUUCUGCAGCAUUGAGUAUCACACUCAGCUCUACUAUAUAUUAAUUUUGUGAAACUGAAUGGCCAAACCUUAAUAUACCAAGAAACCCAGUGUGAAAGUGACUUUCAAGGUUCCUUCAUAAGACUAUAAAAUUUUCCGACACUUUGAUAGAAAAAAUAAAAUUCAAAGCUGUGCCUUUGAGCCUAUACUAUACUGUGUAUGUGUGGAAAUAAAAAUGUAUUGUACUUUUGGAAAAUUUUUUGUAGGCAUUUUUCUGUCAGAUUUGUAGUAAUAUGUGAGUUUGUUAGAGAUUAACAUAGGUUUUCUUUCUGUAUUAUAAAAUGCACCAAGCAAUUAUGGUGGACCUAUUACCCUAUGGGUAAGAAACAAAUGGAAAUAUGACAUCGGAUGUUUUAGCAAUUGUUCUGUAAAUAAAAAUCUUUGAUCACACCACCUAGUGUGAUAAUCAUGUCUACAGCUAAAAUGGAAAUAGUUUUAUCUGUACAGUUGUGCAAGAAAAGAAUGGUUUCACACUCAAAUAAAAAGUAUUGAAAUGA